This is a messenger RNA of Myotis davidii, 2744 nucleotides long. It is a transcript of the gene ALG2, whose product is annotated as ALG2, alpha-1,3/1,6-mannosyltransferase. Bases 11 to 982 code for a protein of 323 amino acids. The transcript is spliced from 3 exons. NCBI's taxonomy places the organism in Eukaryota, Metazoa, Chordata, Mammalia, Chiroptera, Vespertilionidae. The record is from RefSeq and is a predicted model, not a curated record. Gene Ontology annotation, molecular function: GDP-Man:Man(1)GlcNAc(2)-PP-Dol alpha-1,3-mannosyltransferase activity; alpha-1,3-mannosyltransferase activity.
CUACGUGCGCAUGAUCUUCCUGGCGCUCUACGUGCUGUUCCUCGGCGACGAGGUGUUCGACGUGGUCGUGUGCGACCAGGUGUCUGCCUGUAUCCCUGUGUUCAAGCUGGCCAGACGGCGUAAGAAGAUCUUGUUUUAUUGUCACUUCCCAGAUCUGCUUCUUACCAAGAGGGAUUCUUUUCUUAAACGUCUAUACAGGGCCCCGAUUGACUGGGUAGAAGAAUACACCACAGGUAUGGCUGACUGCAUCUUGGUCAACAGUCAGUUCACAGCUGCCAUAUUUAAGAAAACGUUUAAGUCCCUGUCUCACAGAGACCCCGAUGUCCUCUACCCAUCUCUGAAUGUUACCAGCUUUGACUCAGCUGUCCCUGAAAAGCUUGAUGACCUAGUCCCCGAGGGAAAAAAAUUCCUGUUUCUCUCCAUCAACAGAUACGAAAGGAAGAAAAACCUGACGUUGGCGCUGGAAGCCCUAGUGAAGCUGCGUGGAAGAUUGACACCCCAAGAUUGGGACAGGGUUCAUCUGAUUAUGGCUGGUGGGUAUGACGAGAGAGUCCUGGAGAACGUGGAACACUAUCAGGAACUGAAGAAAAUGGCCCAGCAGUUCGACCUGGACCAGUCUGUGACCUUCCUGCGGUCUUUCUCGGACAAACAGAAAAUCUCACUCCUCCACAGCUGCACCUGUGUGAUUUACACGCCGAGCAAUGAACACUUCGGCAUUGUCCCUGUGGAGGCCAUGUACAUGCAGUGCCCAGUCGUUGCUGUUAAUUCAGGUGGGCCCUUGGAGUCCAUUGUCCACAGUGUCACAGGGUUUCUGUGUGAGCCUGACCCCGUGCAGUUCUCAGAAGCAAUUGAAAAGUUCAUCCAUGAACCUGCCUUAAAGGUCACAAUGGGACGGGCUGGCAGAGCCAGGGUGAAGGAAAAGUUUUCCUCUGAAGCAUUUACAGAACAGCUCUACCAAUAUGUCACCAAACUGCUGGUAUGAUCAGAUAUAUUAGAGGGCUUUUUGCUACAUUCAUUAAUAUAUUAUAUAGAACGUAGAUCCAGUUUUGGAACCAUAAAAGAAACCUAGAAUCUAGUGCCGAAGAGUUGUUUUUUAAACACAUUUGAUUUUUUGAAUCUGAGCCAUUUCCUAUACACCACAUCUUCCUGUUUCAUAAACCAAUAUCUAUUAUGCUAUAAUAAUUCUGUCUUACCAGUGUUAAUUAUAAUGUGAUACGAUUCCAUGUGUUAAUUAUAUUUUCUCUAGAUUAUUGCUGCUCUGAGUAUAAAUUUUGAGUCAUAUUGUGCCUUAAUUGUUUUAGACAGUUGGUGUGUCAUCGUCAAAGUUGAAGAAUUUAGCUUCAUAACAUAUUGAGAACAGGGUCACUGUAGUUCCCAGAAUCAGGGCACCUGUUCCCUGUCCUCUUGGGAAAUGCUGGUUAGCCAUAACUUUGCCUGAUCCCAUAGCAAGGAUGCUCUGUAUGUUUUGUACAGGACAUAUUCUUACACACUGAGACAAGUCAAUAAAAGAUGUUUAUCAUAGGAAAAGAUGGUACAAUAUUAAAUGUUGGCUUCCGUGAUCCAUACGUAGAUAUGACAGCCAAGCCUGAAGUCAGAAACUAAGAGUAAACCGGAUGUUGAAGUGAAGACGGAUUGUUGUCACGCAUGUAGUGCUUAGGGUUUAUUUCUAAUGCCAACUGGUUCAUCAGCUCUGUUAAUAUUUGUGUCGUAGUAAGUAAGUACUCCUAAGUGUGAGGCACAAAUGCUUUUUACCCUUCAAGGCUUGCCUCAUGCCACUGCUAUGGAGCUUACCUUGACCCUCCACCCACCUCCCAGAGUGGAAGUGAUCUUGCCCAAGAGCACACAACUGAAAGUGAGUGAGCCAGGACUCAGCCCAUGGUUACCUGGUCCAUCCAGGACUGCACGUACCAGAAUCUCUCUCUGCACCCCUUUAAUACCGUAAAUGUCCUUUAAUACUUCAUGGAAUUAAAAAUUAAUACAGUAUUCUGAGUCAUAUCAAAGUGAGGGGACAAGAUGCCCUUCUGUCUUCUAAUUAAUCCUCUGGUCCUAAAAGAUCUAAUGUCCCGCACCCACUGCUCUAUUCCAGCCCCCUGAGAAUCACUGCAUGAGGCCGAUCAUUGCCUGCCCUCCCUGUAGCAGACAUGGGGUCUUUCAAAGUCCUAGUAGAGCUCCCAGCAUCAUUUACUUGCAUGAAGCAGAAACUCAAACUUAACUCAAAAAGAUUUUGAGUAUUUGAAAGAAUCCAAGCCAGAAAAUACAGACAUGCUCUAGCUCUCUAUCCUUAACAAGAGGACUGGGGGUUGGGUGGGGCUCACAGUAAGGGUGACCUGGCCUUGUUACCCAGAAAUAGGACCACAAGCAAAUGCUAAAAUAUCUUGCAGGAAGCGCUACCCCAGGCCAGCCACAGAUGUCAUUUAAGACAAAUAUAGUCUAGAAAAGGUGUGUGUGUGUAUCUUUUGAGGUUUUAUAGGGGCACUAGUGUAGCACAGGUGUGACCUCUCUGGCCUGCCACUCUCCCAAGAAGUCAUCAGGCAGACUUAGGACAGUCUGCUAUGAUGAUGAACUCAGAUUGGCCUUUGGUUUGCUGUGUUAUUUGCCUAGGAUUCCAAUUUUUGAGAAGGUGUCCUGAUGAUGAUAAUCCUAAAGUGUAAAUUUCCUUGUCUGUUAAAUGGGUAUAAUCAGGUCUAAGUAGCCCACCCCACAGGGUGUGAAGAAAGGACAAAUAGAGUGCAGGAGAGGCACUG